Molecule: messenger RNA, 480 nt
Organism: Erinaceus europaeus (western European hedgehog)
Lineage: Eukaryota; Metazoa; Chordata; Mammalia; Eulipotyphla; Erinaceidae
Gene: C23H19orf53
Product: chromosome 23 C19orf53 homolog
Exons: 3
Coding region: 56-346 (96 amino acids)
Source: RefSeq, a predicted model, not a curated record
AGCCCUCGCGUCUUCCGGCCCUCGCGGCGCCCGCCGUCAGUGCGCAGGCGCGAACAUGGCGCAGGGGCAGCGCAAGUUCCAGGCGCAGAAACCGGCCAAGAGCAAAGCGAAGGCGGCGGCGGCCGAGCGGAGUCGCGGCCCCAGGAAAGGCGGUCGGCUCAUCGCCCCGAAGAAGACGCGGGUCGUGGAGCAGCAGAAGCUCAAGAAGGACCUGGAGGUGGGGAUCCGGAAAAAAAUCGAACACGACGUGAUGAUGAAAGCCAGUAGCAAGUUGCCCAAGAAGCUGACGCUGCUCAGGCCGCCCCCCAAGAAGAAGGGGGGCCCCGCCGCCAAGGCCCCCUCCUGAGGAUGCCACCCAGAUUCCACAGAGAGGCCCGUCCCUGGGCUGGGUCAUGGAGACACACGGUCUCCUCCGCUAUGUGACUUUAUUUUUGUGGACACUCCCACCCCCACGCUCCCCAAUAAAACAGAUCUAACAAG